Molecule: messenger RNA, 960 nt
Organism: Kwoniella botswanensis
Lineage: Eukaryota; Fungi; Basidiomycota; Tremellomycetes; Tremellales; Cryptococcaceae
Exons: 4
Coding region: 1-960 (319 amino acids)
Biological process (GO): replication fork arrest; replication fork processing; DNA damage response
Cellular component (GO): replication fork protection complex; nucleus
Molecular function (GO): DNA binding
Source: RefSeq, a predicted model, not a curated record
AUGUCAGGACUAGAAGAUCUCUUCAAUUCACCUACCAGACCACCACCACCUCGAUCACCAAUCCGCUCACGAUCAAUCACACCUGACAAUUUACCUAUACGGAGCAACGAGAACCCGUUGUUCUUCUCGCCUGGUGCUCCAUCAGAAUACGAUAUCGACAUAGGAUUUUCCUCUCGCCAACGCGAUGUACCCCUUCCUGGAGGUCAGAAUAACAGAACAACAGUUGAAGGAGCGGCGCAGAUAGAUGAUGAUGAUGGGAGAUACAGGGUUCAUCAACAGGGGGAUUUCGAAGAUCCUUUUGCUGCUUUGAAUGCUACCAACGGACAGGAUGAAGAAGAAGAAGCGGGUGGAAAGAGGAAGAGGACGGUCGCGAAGGUUGAUGCUGAUCGACUCACGAGUGAUCGAGGUAUACCAGCGUUAUGCAGAGCAGCCAAGAAGUUCAAAGUGAAAGGAAAAGGGCAUGAGACACAAGACCUCAAGAAUUUAUUGAACAUGUAUCAGAUGUGGGCACACGGUAUGUUCCCUAAAGGCGAUUUCCAACAUACCAUCAAUAGGGUUGAGGUUAUAUGUAGAUCUAAAAGAAUGGAGUCCGCUCUGAAAGGAUAUCGGGAGGCUUUCUAUCCCCCACCUCGCUCACCUUCUCCUCCACCCCUAACUGACCGAGGACUCACGCCGCCCUCUGCAUCUCAGGGAGAUGAUCGAUCGACGGACGCACAAGCGAGAGAACCGCUUUUCACUUCUCGUCCUGCGAUACAGGAAGAGGAUGAUCUUGGACCUGAUUUGGAGGAGAUGAUGGCUUUGGAAGAGAUGGAACGAGAUGCUCAAAAUCAAAGUCAGAAUCAGAAUAAGAAGAACACUCUUACUUCUACAGCUACCUUUGUUGGUCGAAGAGUGGAAGACCAAGAUGGACCUCCUCCGGAUCUGGAAGAGGAAGAUGAAUGGGAGGGGUUGUAUAAUUAG